CUCUGCCAUAGGAGGACCAAGUGGGGGGACAUGAUGCUGGUUCACUACGAGGGCUUCUUGGAGAAGGACGGCUCCAUGUUCCACUCCACGUGAUGUCUUCUGACAGUGCUUUCCUGAAUCCGGACCCCUCACAGUGGCCCGCAGUCCACCUGCGAAGUAGCUCUGCGAGGAGUGUUUUGUGGAGGGCGGGUGGCUUUUUAUUUUAUUUUUUACAAUUGCCCCUCCCUCCCAAAACUGGCCUUUACCUGUGUGCAAGGAAACAGAAGCAAUGCAUGCAUGUUCAUAGCAUGCCGUAGACUUUUAUUUGUUAUUGAACUAAAAUAGCCUAAAUAACGCUGCACAAAUUCGUGUGUGGGACCCUUUCCACUGCCACUUAUUUUCAGAAAGUUUGGUUUGCCUUUAUACUUCGGCAGUUCAGGAAGCACUGACUCACUAUGCUGUUUAAGAUGAACACCAACAGUCAAACUUCUCUCCUUUCCCCCUGCCACAUGGAGGCUAUAAAAUAAAUCUUGUUUAGCUUUUUUUUUUCCUCCUGGUUAGACUGUAGAAAAUAGAGCUAUGUGGCAUCUGUUAAAAGACGGAGAUGUUGGACAUCCUCUUCUGCAAUUUAGACACAGGAUUUGGUGCAUGAUUUCCGAAGUUUAAUAUAUCUCCUGCUACGCACGAAUUUCUGUCUGGUUUCCGAAGCAAACUUCUAGGGGAGAAGACUGCCUCUAGUUAUAAAAAGUGAUAUAUAUCCUUCCACUACUGGCAGCACAAUGACAGCUUUUCAUUACUGAAAUAGCAUAUUCUUCCCCUGCCCCGGACCAGGCAAAUCAACAUACCAGAGCCACAGUAAUGCAAGUAGGAGGGAGAGCCAGAAAUUCGAAUGAGUUUGCUAAGGGCCUGCAACGACUUGCUAAUGUUGCCUUUCCUGUAAAACAUCAACGAAGUGUUGAUGGGGGGAGACAGCAAAAUGCUCAAGUAUCUGUAGGCUAUGUCUGAAGUCUACUUUUAAGGAACAUAUUAAAAAAUAAAAAAAAGACAAUGUUUUGCAUGUUUAUACUCUUGCAGAUUAUUUAAACUAAAAUCUCACUAAUUUUCUCUUGUAGUUAACCUGCCUCUCUAAAAGGAGUUCUAGUGACACUCUUAAGUUUUUGCUGCUGACUAACUUCUUCACAAGCAUAACAAUGGUCAACCUAUGUGGUUUACACUUGGCAUAAGGGAAGCUAUCAAAGGCUGGGACAAAGGUUUGAAGGACAUGUGUGUGGGAGAGAAGCGGAAGCUAACUAUUCCACCAGCACUUGCUUAUGGAAAAGAAGGGAAAGGAAAAAUUCCACCCGAGAGCACACUGAUUUUCAACAUUGACCUUCUAGAAAUUAGGAAUGGUCCAAGGUCUCAUGAGUCGUUCCAAGAGAUGGAUCUUAACGAUGACUGGAAACUGUCCAAGCAAGAGGUGAAAAUUUACUUGAAGAAAGAAUUUGAAAAGCAUGGAGCAGUGGUAAAUGACACCCAGCAUGAUGCUUUGGUUGAAGACAUAUUUGAUAAAGAAGAUGAAGAUGGUGAUGGGUUUAUAUCUGCAAGGGAAUUUACAUACAAGCAUGAUGAGCUGUAGAAAACGGUGGCAUAAUUUUUUUAUUUUUUUUUACACAAAUGGCAGUGACUUAGACUGUCUGGUUCUCUUGUCAUCUUAAUUCUGUGUUCUGGAGUUGACAGCUGCUGUUGGCAAAGAAACACUCUUUGUUUAUACAAGAAUUUCUGUUCCUUAUGUAGAAAUAUUUUAAACUAUUUUAAAGUAUGAAAAUGUACCUCCUGUGCAGCAAAGACUUGCACAUCAGUGUUUUUUUUAAAUUUUGUAUUAACUUAUUUUUCAGAAAUGAAACAAAACUUUUCAGUUAUCAAACAUUGUGAAAAUCAAAAUCCAGUCGAGUGCCUUUCUGUGACUUGUUUGUGUGUUAAGAUCACUUUCAAUGACUUAUUUAAGUAUAACUUCUAGUCUGUGGCUUAAUUACUUGACCUUCCUUCUUGUGUGUCACUGCUUGAAAAGCAGUGUGCUGACCUUGCUUUUUUUCUGCAGAUUUGUUAAAAGAUGUGCUAGAAGGCAUCAGCACGUCUUCAUACAGCUGAGAAAACUGAUACAAACCUGUGAAGCUGUGCAAAGCCGCAAAGUAACUCAAUAGUCAAUUUGUCAGACUAUUAAGCAGGUAUUCCUUAUUGCCAUGGUGGACACACAGGGGAUCACUCCUCCUAAUGUGCGCGCUGACCGUAAAACAAUUCACGAUUAUAUUGUUACAUUACAUACAUAUGCAUUACAUUCCUCGGAAAAGGCAGGGAAAGGUAAAUUUAAUUCCUGGAAAUCAUUUACAUAGUCUCCUCCCAGUUGCACAUGCUCAGUGUUUUGAGUCGGUGGUCUUCAGGGGUCUCUUGUGGUCGUUUACUUCAUCCACUCCUCUUCUUCACCUUGUGCUUUUGGUGACCUCCAGCUUCUACCCCUCUUAUUCUGCUGUCAGAGCAACACAGCCGGUACCAGCUGGCUCCUUAUCCUUGAAACAUCCCCCUUUACCUCUGUAUCUCAUGGUUCCUGUCCCUGGCUAUCCUCCUACCGACAAAGUGUUAGACAUUUUGUUCCCCUACAUGC
This is a messenger RNA of Egretta garzetta (little egret), 2617 nucleotides long. It is a transcript of the gene FKBP14, whose product is annotated as FKBP prolyl isomerase 14. Lineage: Eukaryota; Metazoa; Chordata; Aves; Pelecaniformes; Ardeidae. The coding region runs from base 1181 to 1594 and encodes 137 amino acids. The record is from RefSeq and is a predicted model, not a curated record. Gene Ontology annotation, molecular function: calcium ion binding; peptidyl-prolyl cis-trans isomerase activity. The transcript has 5 exons.